AUGUGCGACGAUAGAAAGUCAACGGGCCCGAGAUACCUCCUUCGCUUCCUGGAAGAGCGCUUGCUGAAAUCCCCGAGCAAUGACCUGGGCUUGCGCCUUGAAGACAUGUUUGUCAAACUGCGACGGCAGCCUGGAGUGGGAACGUCGCAGUGGGCGACGCAGGUUCGAGAGUGCUACCGUCUGCUGAAGCGAUCACUUGGAAAGCUGCAGGCGACUCGGAACCCCUUAACGGAGAAGAACGUGAAGUCCCUUAGUCGGCUCGGAGAGGGUCUGGUGGACCUGGGCCGAGGCUCUCUCGCAGUGGUGAGCCCAAACGUAGCGUUGAGGAACCCCGAGCCUCAGCAAGAUGUUGGCAGUGCCAGGCGAAGCACCACGACGGUGAAGCCAAAGGAGGACGGAGAGGAGGAGCCCUCCUACCAUGCCAUGGACGGUGGCGAGUCUUGGUAUCAGAGUUCCUUCUCCCUGAAGAAGUUCUUGGGUGGUUGCUUUUGCGAAAGGAGGAAGAGCUGCUUAGUGUCGAGAAACAUCAUCGAGCCGGACCUGGCCGCUCUCCAGCUCCUGCUCGCCGAGCCGGUGGACGAGAGCACCGAUUCCUGCUGGCCUGCGUCAGCCGCCGGAAAUGAGGAGAUCGUGCUGACUGAUGCCCAGCUAGGACAAGAACUGAGCGAGAUCUACGGCCAGUUUGAGCAGAAGCGCCGAACGUUCCAAGAGUCCCGCCAGAUCGUGAAGAACAAGCUCCUGAACCGCGGCUUCUACCCGGCAAAGGGGGGAAAGGGCAAGGGCCGUGGACAUAGCCAGCAAAGGCAAGGACCGCGCGGGGUGGCUUUUAUGGAAGGUGAAGACAAGACGGCGGGCGCCUUUUUCAUUGAGGCCGACGGUGAGAAUGUCGGCGAGCCAGAGCACUCCUUGGAGAAUGUACAGGAUUCAGAGAGAGUGUAUGCCACGGACAUUGCCGUGAUCGAGGGGCAGCCAGAGCACGACGAGAGUGCAGGACAGGUGUCUAGCUCUUUGUCCUAUGUGGAGAUUCCUCAGCGGCUGGAUGGCCAUUUGAUCUACUUGGGAGCGCACACCCUGGACGCAGAGGGCCGUGCCGGUGCUGCUGUCGGUCAAGACGCUUCAGAAGCUGGGGGGAUUGCGAUUAGACUUGAGGAGUCUUCUUCAGGGCAUCUUCUUCUAGAUCUUAGCAAGGAGAGGCUGGGCUACAGCCGCACGGUGGGGACCGACAACCGAGAUCCCCGAGCUCUUGGUGGAACACAAGCCACAGCCGUUCGGGAGCGGAUCGAAGUCGGGGCGGAACGCCCACGGGGAGUGGAUUGUGUGCGAGGCCCUUUGUCGAAGGACACCGAGCAUGUGCUGGAGACCAUGACCUCGAAGCCGGGAACCAAGGCGGCGCAGGGCCGCGCGUAUGGUCUUGUCAACGCCCCAGCAGAGUUCUACAAGGCUGUGGGUUUGGCCCUGAAAGCUCAGGGUUUCAUUCAGAUGAAGACUGAGCCUUGUGGAUGGCUUUUCCGAGGCAAGCAUCCUUUGACUGGAAAGAUGACGACUUUGGGUGUGGUGGUGAGCCAUGUGGAUGACUUAAUCAUCUGCAGCUGCGAGCAGAGUGAUGAAUGGAACAGGGCCAUCACCGCCUUCUACGAGCAGUUCCGCUGGAGUCCAUGGGAGAGGCUUAUGGCAUGCACGGCGGGCAUGGCGUUCCUGGCCUUGCGGGUCUUGGCCACUUUCCUGGCACAGCCUGGCCUCCACGGAGCCUCGCCGCUUGACAAUGAAGUUGAUGAUAUGUGGGUCGCUGGGACCUGGGCAGUGAGAGCUUGCUGCCUGGACGGAUACAGAGAUUUCCUGCUCCACGGGGUAGGACACCGUAGUGUGGAUGUGCAAGCAGCUUCUUGUUCUGCUGAGGACGAUGGCCUUCUGAGCAACCGUGCUCGCCUUCCGGGUGAUCGUUGCGGAAGCUCCCCCGUGCAGACGCCGGCUGGCACUUUCAUUGCGACACCUACCUGGAGUGAGUCCGGCGAGUUUGCAACCCGCCGCGACGAUCCAUGCAGCCCGCUCUACAUCCAGGCAACUCCGCAACGAUGGGCGAGCGAACACUGCCAGGCUCGGGAAUCUUCUGCUCAGCUGCUUGAUCAUAUUGCAAAUGAGCACAUAGUGGCCCGGCCACUUUGGAGGCUCCCCUCUUAG
Molecule: messenger RNA, 2178 nt
Organism: Symbiodinium sp. CCMP2456
Lineage: Eukaryota; Dinophyceae; Suessiales; Symbiodiniaceae
Source: the annotation of a GenBank genome assembly